GCCAAGCACCAUCUUCAUGAAGAAUUUCAGUUGAGAGGCCCAAGCAAGCAGGCUACUUUUAAAAGUUUGGUGCCAUAAAAGGAAUUCAUUGCAAAAGCAAGUGAUAUUUUAAGAGAGGAUAACAGCUAAUUCUUUUCCAGAGGGCAUGUGCAACUGCUGGGUGAACCAAGGACAGAAUUAAUAUGGCUGCAAAGCAGGAAAAUAAACUGAAGAAAUGGGCUCUCGUGAAGGAGAAAGUCACUUCCCCUGACGCAGACAAUACCGAAGCCAACCUGGAAAAUGCUGAGCCUGAGCUCUGUAUCCGUUGGCUACAGAUCCCAACUGUUGUGAAUUACUCAGGCCUAAAGAAGCGACUGGAAAACAGCGAUAAUGGCUGGAUGGUACAAUUCCUGGAGCUCGGUGGCCUUGAUUUACUGCUGGAGGCCCUGGAUAGAUUGUCCGGCAGAGGUGUGGCAAAGAUAACCGAUGCACUCUUGCAACUCACCUGUGUGAAAUGUGUACGGGCCGUGAUGAACUCUUCAAAAGGCAUUGACUACAUUAUAAAUAAUGCAGGUUAUGUCCGGAAACUUUCCCAAGCUUUGGAUACAGCGAACAUCACAGUAAAGAAACAAGUCUUCGAGCUGUUAGCAGCGCUAUCCAUCUACUCCUCAGAAGGCCACAAUCUGGCUUUGGAUGCACUGGAAAACUACAAGACUGUGAAAAGACAACAAUAUCGAUUUAGUGUAAUUAUGAAUGAACUCCAGACUACUGAUAAUGUUCCAUAUAUGACAAUACUGCUGAGUGUCAUCAACGCCAUCAUUUUAGGAUGUGAGGAACUGAUACCUCGUACGCAACUGCGGAAUGAAUUCAUAGGUCUCCAUCUGCUGGAUAUACUGCCAUCAUUAAGGGAACAAGAUGAUGAAGAUUUAUUAGUCCAAUGUUUAACCUUUGAGGAUACUAAAGGUGAUGAUGAUGAAGAGUUAAUGAAGCUCUAUGAUGGCAUUGAUAUGAACAGUCAUCAAGAAGUUUUUGCAACAUUGUUUAACAAAGUGAGUAGCUCACCAGUCUCUACACAGCUGCUGUCAAUUCUUCAGAGCCUUCUGCAGCUGGAGCCGUCAAGCAGCAGCAGUCCUCUGAUCUGGGAAGCCCUGGAAGUUUUGGUGAACAGAGCCAUCCUAAUUGCUGAUGACAUAAAUGAAGAUGAAGACAUCGGUAUAGUCAUGGAAAGGCUUGUAUUGAUUAAGAAGUUUAGAAAAGAUCAGCCAGUGAAACAAAAUGCAAAUAAAAAGGCUGUUGAUAAAGCUGUACAAACAGAAUUAUCAUUGCCCACUGCGGCAGCAGAAGUAAAGCAGAAGGCUGGCUCAUCAUUGCCACCAUCAACUGAUGAGGUGCUGCUUUCUGCACCAUCACCACCACCACCUCCUCCUCCUCCUCCUCCUCCACUACCUCCAAUUCCAAUUGUAGCAGAUGGCACAAUGACAUCUCCAUCCAAUGAUCUGCACACUGCCAGUAUACCCCCUGCCCCUCCUCUUCCUGGAACUGGCAGUGUCCCCCCUCCUCCUCCCCCUCUCCCCGGCACUGGCAGUGUCCCCCCUCCUCCUCCCCCUCUCCCCGGCACUGGCGGUGUCCCCCCUCCUCCUCCCCCUCUCCCCGGCACUGGCGGUGUCCCCCCUCCUCCUCCCCCUCUCCCCGGCGCUGGAUGUGUCCCCCCUCCUCCUCCCCCACUCCCCGGCACUGGCGGUGUCCCCCCUCCUCCUCCCCCACCUUUUCCUGGUGGUAUUCCACCCCCACCACCGCCUCCAGGUGCAUUUAAUAAUGAUGCACCCAUUACGGCUUCCCGAACUGCCAAUCAACUGUAUUCUCGUGGUCCACCUCUCCGACAUGUUCAUCAACCAAAAUUACGGAUGAAAAAACUGAACUGGCAGAAAAUCCCACCAAAAUUGGCCACAGAGACCAAUUCUUUAUGGUCAUCCAUCCAUCAAACUGCUGAACCAUCUUUGGAUCCUGAUUAUGCCAGUAUUGAAAAGCUCUUCUGCUUUCCCGUGUCAGAACCAAAAAAGAAAGAGCAAAAUGUUACAAAAAAGGAACCAAAGGAGAUCACAUUUCUGGACUCAAGGAAAAGCCUCAAUCUGAACAUAUUUUUAAAGCAAUUCAAAUGUUCUGAUGAAGAAGUGGCUGACAUGAUCAGAACUGGGGACCGAUCAAAAUUUGAUGUAGAGUGUUUGAAGCAACUCCAGAAGUUACUCCCAGAGGAUCAUGAGGUAGAAAAUAUAAAGGCUUACAAAGGAGAAAAGGAGAAAUUAGCAAGUGCUGAUCAUUUCUACCUUGUGCUCCUUGGUAUUCCCUGCUACCAGCUAAGGAUUAACUGCAUGUUUCUCUGCGAAGAGGCUAUGGUUACCCUACAAAUGCUCUGUCCAAGAGCAGAAUUAAUUAAAUCUGCUUGUCAAGAUCUACUUUCUGCUACAAGACUGCCCCUCUUCUGUGAACUGAUUCUUAAAGUUGGAAACUUUCUUAACUAUGGCAGUCACACAGGAGAUGCAAAGGGAUUUAAAAUAAAUACUCUAUUAAAACUUACUGAGACCAAAGCCAACCAAUCCCGGAUCACAUUGUUGCAUCAUAUGAUAGAGGAAGCUGAAAAGUUCCAUCCAGAUCUUCUGAAGCUUCCAGAUGACCUGGAAGGAAUUUCACAAGCAGGAGGCCUUAGCGUGGACUCACUUCAGGCUGAUACAGUUAAUCUGCUGGAACGCCUCAAGAAGAUCAGUGGCAUCAUCAAAUCAUCAACUGAUGAUGUAAAAUUACAGUUUGACAAACCCAUCCAAGAAAGUCUGUCUGCAACAACCGAAUUGAAGCAAAUUCUGGAAGAGAUUGAGACAGAGAGAACGAAACUGGCUAUGUACUUCUGUGAUGACAUUGGAAAAUUUUCAUUGGAAGAGCUUUUCCAAACCAUCAAAACCUUCAGAGAUUGUUUCCUGAAAGCUAUGAAGGAAAAUAAACUCCGGAAAGAACAGGUUGCAAAAGCAGAGAAGAGGAAACAAAAGCUUCAGGAAGAGGAAGCUAAAAGGCAAAAGGGAGAAAAUGGACAAGUUGUUCCUAAGUCAUCAAUAAAGCAAGAGGAGGAAUGUAUUAUUGAUGCUCUUCUGUCAGACAUAAGGAAAGGUUUUAAAUUGAAGAAGACGGCUAGGAGCCAUUGUGAAAACCUAUCUGCUCCGAAACAUUCUAUUAAUGAAGCUACGACUGAAAUAUGUAAGGGGAAGAUAUCACUAGGUAUCACUGGCUGCAUGCAUGUUACUUCAAACUACCAAAUUGACACUUCUACCGAAGACAAAGAAAGCACAGAGGUUUCUCAAAGCACAGCUACAUCAACAAUCAUGGAUGACAGUUCUAAUUCCAAGGUGAUGCCAUUAGUCAGCCAGCAACCACCUGCUGAACAGAAACCUGCUGAAGACAAAACAAUGAUGAAUACUGUGCUCCAAUCAACUGAUAACCACUUAUCUAGCUCUGAAAUAAACACACCUGAAACUAAAUCAGGACAUGAGAAAGUGAAUGACAAGAAUCUCGACACAUGCACAACUGCUGGAAGUAAAGAAAUCGUUUGCCAAGACAACCCCAGAUCUAGCAAUGAAGUAUUAAUUGCAAAUGAGCAUGAACAGUUGACACAAUGUAAUGCUGAAGUCUGUGUGGACAUUGUGGACAAGGAAAAAGAAGUACUCUUUCAUGGCAGUAAUACGGAUGGGAAUUUAUCUCAAGUUGAUAAUGAAAUAAAUUCUCAAAAUGAAGAUAGUAUUGAGCACAUUGACCCUACAUGUGAUAUGCUUGACUCAAAGACCGACACGGUCACCAAAAUGACAACAUCACAAACAGUGGAACAAACUAAUCCUGACAUAAGUGCCACAUGUCCUAACCAAGGACAUAGUCACUCUGGUGAUGUGUCACCUACAGGAAGUACUUCACCCAGAUCUUCCCUAACACUAUCUGGUUGGAAAUCAAAAGACAGGAAAAGUAAGAAAACCAAAGAUGCCUGCUCUGAAAAUACAAGCAAUAAAUCUAAAAAACAUUGUUCAUUGCACUAAGAAGAACGAAAGACACAAGAAGAAAACUUUGGAGGCAUCCUAAUCAAGAGUUGUCACCAACUCGUGUGUUUUCUAGAACAAAAAUAAUAACAUUGUUUACCUGGACUAUUCUAAAUCUUCCAAGAGUCUUGCAAAUAUGCAAUAUUGUUGAAUGUACAUUUUAAAUAAGCAUGUAUGUUAGGUUUAUAAGGUUGAUUAACAUCAAAACAAUUUUUGAAAAAGUGUAAAUGUUUGAAAUAAAAGUGGAAAGAAAGUUGAGAGUAAGGUAUGUCAGUUGAUCUAUGCUCACACUGGCAUUUCAAAUUCAGCAAAAUUCUAUUAGCAUCAAGGAUUCAAAGAUUAUACAUUCAAAUGAUAACAUUUUACUGUAGGUACUUUAAUCAUAGUGACAGUAAUCUCUUUCCUGAAACUGCAGGAUCUGGAAUUGUGGUCUAACCUGACACUGGAGCUAAGAGUCUCACUGAAAGCUAAUUCCCUGCAGUUUCAUGAUGUAAGUCUUGAUGGACAGCUUGAAUUCUGGAAAUUUAGGGUUGAUCUCCUGUCAUGAAAUUACCAUGAAAGAGGAGGGUGUAACUAAAUAUUGGCUCUUUGCAAUCUUGAACAUAACAUUUGGUGCAAGAAUAUUUUCAGCCCCAAGUCAAGAUAAUAGUUGUAUUAAGAUCCUGAAGGUUGCUUCUUUCUUAGUAUGGUGAGCAUUUACAUAAAUAAUGCCCAAAUGUCUAAUGCCCAGCUUUAUGCAACAGAUCUUAAAAAUUUGUAUUUUUGAAUGAAAAAUGCACUCUAAUAUCUGCUUUAUUUUGUUAUAUUCAUUCUGAAUCUUAUUUUCAAGAAGUGUUUAUGUGUUCCAAUGAAUUGGAUUUUUUUUGUAUCUUUUGAACUUUGUUGCAAUGAAUAGAAUUUUCUUAACAAUAACUUGUUUUUCUACAAGAAUAAUCUUUAUAUUUGAACUUUAUUUUAACAGUAUAUUUUUGUCAGAGUGUCCCCUUUAUGCCUUAAAUAUAGUAGUCCUGCUUCGCUUCAAAGCAAUAAAUUGGUGAAGGGCACAGACCAACCUUGACUUUGUGCAACCUGUAAUAUAGCAGCUGGCUGCAGAUUGGAAUAUUUCAGGAGAAAAUAAAAUAACAAUAAAGAA
Molecule: messenger RNA, 5181 nt
Organism: Pristis pectinata (smalltooth sawfish)
Lineage: Eukaryota; Metazoa; Chordata; Chondrichthyes; Rhinopristiformes; Pristidae
Gene: inf2
Product: inverted formin 2
Exons: 23
Coding region: 183-4049 (1288 amino acids)
Biological process (GO): actin cytoskeleton organization
Molecular function (GO): actin binding; small GTPase binding
Source: RefSeq, a predicted model, not a curated record